This is a messenger RNA of Leptonychotes weddellii (Weddell seal), 4323 nucleotides long. The record is from RefSeq and is a predicted model, not a curated record. Lineage: Eukaryota; Metazoa; Chordata; Mammalia; Carnivora; Phocidae.
GUCCGCGUCGUUUGGAGCCGCGACGCUGAACAUGGCGCGUUCCUAGAAGCCGCUUUCGGCAUCAGUAGGCGGCGGCGUGUAGAUUGGAAGCGUGGGGCGCGGGACCAACCGACUUCGCUUCGUGUUGUGGAGUGGAAGCGGGAGAGCUGGGCUAUUCCGGACCGAACCAAACGGUUUCCAUGGAUCUCAAUAGUGCCAGCACUGUUGUUCUUCAGGUCUUAACACAGGCCACCAGUCAGGAUACCGCUGUGUUAAAACCAGCAGAGGAGCAGUUGAAACAGUGGGAGACACAGCCAGGUUUCUAUUCAGUGUUGCUGAAUAUUUUCACAAACCACACUCUGGAUAUAAAUGUAAGGUGGCUUGCUGUGCUGUAUUUUAAGAAUGGAAUUGAUCGUUACUGGAGACGUGUAGCGCCUCAUGCUCUCUCAGAGGAGGAGAAAUCUACUUUGCGUGCAGGGCUAAUCACCAACUUCAAUGAACCAGUAAACCAGAUUGCAACUCAGAUUGCAGUGCUGAUUGCAAAAGUUGCUCGAUUGGACUGUCCUAGACAGUGGCCUGAACUUAUUCCCACUCUUAUAGAAUCUGUGAAAGUCCAAGAUGAUCUUCGACAGCACAGAGCAUUACUUACCUUCUAUCAUGUUACCAAGACUCUGGCUUCCAAACGUCUGGCUGCUGAUAGGAAAUUGUUUUAUGAUUUAGCAUCUGGAAUUUAUAAUUUUGCCUGCUCUCUGUGGAAUCACCAUACAGACACAUUCCUUCAACACGUUUCUUCUGGCGGUGAAGCUGCAGUUCUAAGUUCACUAGAACGAACUCUGCUGUCAUUGAAAGUGCUGCGUAAAUUAACUGUUAAUGGAUUUGUGGAACCUCAUAAGAAUAUGGAGGUGAUGGGUUUUUUACAUGGAAUAUUUGACCGUCUGAAGCAAUUUCUGGAAUGCAGUAGAAAUAUAGGUACAGAUAACGUUUGUAGAGAUAGAUUGGAAAAGACCAUCAUUCUUUUUACUAAAGUGCUUUUGGACUUCUUGGAUCAGCAUCCGUUUUCAUUUACUCCUCUAAUUCAGAGAUCACUGGAAUUUUCUGUAAGCUAUGUAUUUACGGAAGUUGGUGAAGGCGUUACAUUCGAACGAUUCAUUGUUCAGUGCAUGAAUCUUAUUAAGAUGAUUGUUAAAAAUUAUGCUUAUAAGCCAUCCAAAAAUUUUGAAGAUAGCAGCCCUGAAACUCUAGAAGCUCAUAAGAUUAAGAUGGCAUUCUUCACAUAUCCCACUUUGACAGAGAUAUGUAGAAGAUUAGUCUCUCAUUAUUUUCUGCUAACUGAAGAGGAACUGACAAUGUGGGAAGAAGACCCAGAAGGCUUUACAGUGGAAGAAACAGGAGGAGAUUCUUGGAAAUACAGUUUGAGGCCUUGCACUGAAGUACUAUUUAUAGAUAUAUUCCAUGAAUAUAAUCAGACUCUUACUCCUGUACUUCUAGAAAUGAUGCAGACACUUCAAGUCUUUGUAGUGUAUAAUGCUGUUGGAUUAGCGGCUUAUGAGCUGUUUGACAGUGUUGAUUUUGAUCAGUGGUUUAAAAACCAACUUCUUCCAGAAUUACAAGUCAUUCAUAAUAGGUAUAAGCCAUUGCGACGCAGGGUGAUUUGGCUCAUCGGUCAGUGGAUUUCUGUGAAAUUCAAGUCUGACUUAAGACCCAUGUUAUAUGAGGCAAUUUGUAAUUUGCUUCAAGAUCAAGACUUAGUGGUCCGUAUUGAAACAGCUACAACACUGAAGUUAACUGUUGAUGAUUUUGAAUUUAGAACAGAUCAGUUUCUACCGUAUUUGGAAACCAUGUUCACACUACUUUUUCAGCUACUGCAGCAAGUUACAGAAUGUGACACAAAGAUGCAUGUUUUGCAUGUCCUUUCUUGUGUGAUUGAAAGAGUCAACAUACAGAUACGACCAUAUGUAGGAUGUCUGGUACAGUAUUUGCCUCUUCUUUGGAAGCAGAGUGAAGAGCACAAUAUGUUGAGAUGUGCUAUUCUGACAACACUUAUUCAUCUUGUUCAGGGAUUAGGAGCAGACAGCAAGAACCUGUACCCUUUCCUGCUCCCAGUUAUUCAACUGAGUACAGAUGUUUCCCAGCCUCCACAUGUUUAUCUUCUGGAAGAUGGUUUAGAAUUAUGGUUAGUGACUUUGGAAAACAGCCCAAGUGUUACACCAGAGUUGCUUCGUAUAUUUCAGAAUAUGUCCCCACUUCUUGAACUAAGUUCAGAAAAUCUCAGAACCUGCUUUAAGAUCAUCAAUGGUUAUAUCUUUUUAUCAUCAACAGAAUUUCUACAGACAUAUGCAGUGGGUCUCUGUCAGUCGUUUUGUGAGCUGCUAAAGGAAAUUACUACAGAAGGUCAAGUUCAAGUACUCAAGGUUGUGGAAAAUGCCCUUAAAGUGAACCCGGUAUUAGGUGCACAAAUGUUUCAACCGAUUCUACCCUGUGUUUUCAGAGGUAUUAUAGAAGGAGAGAGGUAUCCUGUCGUGAUGUCAACAUACCUUGGAGUUAUGGGUCGAGUCCUGCUACAAAACACUAGUUUUUUUUCUUCACUUCUUAAUGAGAUGGCACAUAAAUUUAAUCAGGAGAUGGACCAGCUUUUGGGAAAUAUGAUUGAAAUGUGGGUUGAUCGCAUGGACAACAUUACGCAGCCUGAAAGAAGAAAACUUUCAGCUUUGGCUUUGCUUUCUCUUCUGCCAUCUGAUAAUAGUGUCAUCCAGGAUAAAUUCUGUGGGAUUAUAAACAUCUCAGUGGAAGGCCUACAUGAUGUCAUGACAGAAGAUCCUGAAACAGGAACUUAUAAAGACUGUAUGUUAAUGUCUCAUCUUGAAGAACCAAAAGUUACAGAGGAUGAAGAACCACCCACAGAACAGGAUAAGAGAAAAAAGAUGCUGGCCCUGAAGGACCCGGUGCACACGGUGUCGCUGCAGCAGUUUAUCUACGAGAAGCUUAAGGCACAGCAGGAGCUCCUGGGAGAGCAAGGCUUCCAGUCCCUCAUGGAGACGGUGGACACAGAGAUCGUCACCCAGCUACAAGAGUUUUUGCAGGGCUUCUGAGAGCACAUGACCUGUGGCUGCCUCCCCUUGAGGAGACAAGCCAAGGAACCCGGCCUGCUGUCUGUGUGUGAGAGCCUGCUGAGGCGCUGAAGAAAUCCCUCGUGUAUUACAAAGACGUGAAGACCAUGCAUUUUUACUACAAAAUUGAGUGAAUAAAUGUACAUCCCACACAACUAAAAUCACAAACCUAUUCCUCAAAAGAAUUUAAUUUUAUAUUUCAGAGGGGCCCUGUAUUUACUAGAUAUAGAUUUGAUGACACUAGCUGCUUAGUUUUUUGUUAAGAGAGAGGAAACCGUGUGAUUACCUUUUAAUCAUGUGCUCUUAACACUUGAGAAGAUGAAGGUUAAUGUCUGCGAUGUCUUUCUGCAACCAGAAUUAAUAUUAAUUUGGCUGCUUUAUCCCUUUUUUAAGCUAAUGAAACCGCAAGUUUGAAAGAUGACAAAGCUGUUCAGAUGAUGCGAUUGAAGAAAUGUGUGCACCAGGCAAAAAUAUAUAAAUAGUGACAAAUAUAUAUUACUGAGGUUAUCUUGCAAGGGAGUUGCUUUCAUCUGACCUAGAAAAUGUUUUAUCAAAUGCUUUUAUUUCCAUUUUACUAAUUUGAUACAAAAAAUUAGUAAAGGGAUUUUUUUCUCGUUUUAUUUUCAGUAAUACAUUUAGUCUUUAAAUGCGUAUCGUAAGGCCCGCGGAAGGGAACCUGUGGUACUGCGGCUUCGGGUGGGAGACCUCUGGUCGUGAUUUGGCCCCAGCUCCUUUAUUACUCUUGAAGGCCAGGAGCGCUGUGAGCCCCGAGAAGCCCCAGGCAGCCCGCAGACCCCCCUGUGCUAUGACGUGGCUGUGACAGGCCGCUCCGCACUUACCCAUCCCAGGCUCCUCACCACAGGGGUGCAUCGGGCCCGCAGUAUUAAUGGGUGCACCUCGGAGGACCCAGCAGCAGUCCCCAGGGUGCCAACACUCAUGUGACAAGUCUUCCUUCCUUAUUCCUCCAACACGCAGUACCAAAAAAGGGGAAAAAGGAGAAAAUAAAGCCUUACUUUGUUUUACUUGCCAUUUAUUAUAAGGAACCUUUAAAGCAUUUUUAAGGAAAUACUCAAAAGCAGGGUUGGAAAAUGAUCUUUCUAUAGAAAGUUGGGUACAGUAUGUGACUGCAGGAAACCCACUGCCCCUUUGUAAGCUCUGGAACCCAAAAUGUAUGGAAAUACUUGGUGUUUUCAGCAAGAGAAAGAAAAUAUGGUCCAAAUUAAAUUUUCCAAAGAUA